Molecule: messenger RNA, 2350 nt
Organism: Parathielavia appendiculata
Lineage: Eukaryota; Fungi; Ascomycota; Sordariomycetes; Sordariales; Chaetomiaceae
Exons: 2
Coding region: 121-2001 (626 amino acids)
Biological process (GO): regulation of DNA-templated transcription; DNA-templated transcription
Molecular function (GO): zinc ion binding; DNA-binding transcription factor activity, RNA polymerase II-specific; DNA binding
Source: RefSeq, a predicted model, not a curated record
CGCAGCUACCCAGAUGAAAAAGGGACGCCGGCGGAGAUAGCUAUUUCAGACCGACCGUCGCCAGAUGCCCUGGAUCCCUCUGAUGCGCCCACUGCUCUGCACCCGAUUAUCGACGCAGCAAUGCCGUAUGCGAGAUCCGAUACCAGUCUGAUGGCUGAGCAAGAUGUUCCAAGUCCCGUUGAGGACCCAGCGGACGCGAAUCCACCGGCCUCGAACCCCGAUGCUCCGCCAAAAAAGAUUCGCAGUCGGGCCACCACAGCGUGCAGCACCUGCAGGGCGAGGAGGACAAGAUGCGAUGGGCGCCGACCUGUGUGCGGCUUCUGUAGCAACCGCGGACUCGAGUGCCACUAUGAGCACAACCAGACCAGCUCCGCGUCUAGAGUGGAGGCAGAGCUCGCUGCAAUCAACCGCCGGCUGGACUCCAUCGCCUACUCCUUGCAGGCAGCUCACCCAACCUACGCGCAUCACCAACAGCCCUCCCCGGUCGUUGACGCGGAUGACCAGAGUCGCGCCGAAAGCCAAGGCUGCCAAGCCGUGACAGGGGUGGAGAGAUCGCCAUUCCAACUGCUCGUGACCGAUUGCAUCAUGGAGGUUCUCGGCCUUGGUCCGGGGUUUGCGCGGGAGCUGGUGCGGCUUGAGAGAGGCAAUGCGCCACAUGCAGGCGUCGGCCACGCCGCGAGGCUGCGCUUUGUACAGCAACAACAAGCACUCGCGGCCCUGGAUGCCUUCUCCGCCCACGUCCACAGCUGGUACCCGAUACUUCUCCCAGGCUUCUCGGAGCGCUACAUUGGCGUACUUUCCGGUCCUUUGGGCCCCGGUUCCGAGUCUUGCUUGGUGCUUUCAGUUGCUGCAGUGGGUGCCCUCGCUCAAGAUGAUUAUGCGCUACGAGCAGGGACACUAUCAUCAGACUGCAGAACCGACAGCGAGCUCUAUUUUGAAGCCGCCACUGCGUCGCUGCCGGCUGUGCUCGUCGAUGACAGUAUCGAGAGCAUCCAAUCGUUGGUCCUGUUGAGCAUCUACUACUGCUGCCUUUCCAGGCCCUGUCAGGCCUACGACUAUGUCAUGAUUGCCUCCUUCAAGGUGCAGAACCUGCUGAAAUGUGUGGACGAGGGCAACGACGAGCUGUACGAACAGGCAAAGAGGUGUUACUGGGCGGUCCUGUUGAUAGAGAGUGAACUCCGCGAUCAGCUUGACAUGGUCGACAGCGGGAUAUGGAACUACGACGACACGGUCAACUUGCCCGACAGCCGCGCUUCAUGGCAGUUCGAUCUCGGUGCUGGCUCUCCGGCGGUCACCACGACAGCCUCUCCCGGCAGCAUCAUCAGCAGCGCAUUGCCAGACAGCAGCGUGUCUGCUUCGGACAAGGCCCAGGCAUACUUCCUUGCCGAGAUUGCCAUGAGGCGCAUGCUACAUCGCUGCUACACUGCCAUCCGCAGAACGCCUCGGGGCAAGAUCGCCUACGCGCCAGCCAUUGCGCUCGAGCUCGAGACGCAGCUCGAUGAGUGGCAGAGCUUCCUACCCGACGCGGUCCAUUUCCAACACCUGGCUGCCCUCGAGCCUCUCAGCAACUUUCUGCGAGUCCAGUACUACUGCUGCAAGAUAUCCAUCUACUGGCCGGCGGUGUAUCAGUGCAUUCAGGACGGCAGAGCCACCACCACAGAGUUACUCGAGCACUGCGAGAGAUUCUUUUACGCAUAUAUGCAGUCGAUUCCCAGCUUGUUGAUGGCCGUUCAAGACUGCAUCGUCAACCGCUGGACGCUCUAUGCCACCAUCUUCAUGACGUCGAUGGUGGUCAUCCAGGCCGCGGGAACGCCCUGUCUGCGGAGCGGAUGUGCGGUGGACUGGGCAACACUCCUGGCCUGCCUGCAAUCGACAAGGUCGGUGGACAUGCGCAUCGUGCAGGCCAGCCCUUCGUUGACACUGUUGCACCGCACCCUCACCGAUCGGCUGGCAGAGGCAUACCCCGACGACUAUGCACUUCCAAGCCAUCCCAGACCUUGAUCGUCUCAAACACGGCACUGCCCACGCUUCCCAUCGCAAAGGCCGUCAGGCCUCCCAAGUCCGGGCUGGCGCCCGAGUACACCAUGGUCGCGAGUGCAAAACGGUCAUUUGCGAACACCUCGAGGAUGUCUCCAUCCGAAAAGAUCCGAAUACAAAGUUUCUCCAGACUAUCUCUUCCCUCGGCGUCGCGCGUACUGAGUAGAGUGAAGGGGCCAGCAUCCGGACACUUGUUGAUUGCCGGGUCGUUGCUAGAUGCAUGACGAUCGACGACGAUGGUCUCGGUCGCGGCUGAGAAUGUAACUGUGGUACAGAUGGACAAAUCUGCGUUAUGACGCAAGUGGAAGCCAAC